Messenger RNA from Notolabrus celidotus (New Zealand spotty), 1432 nucleotides. It is a transcript of the gene prkar1aa, whose product is annotated as protein kinase, cAMP-dependent, regulatory, type I, alpha (tissue specific extinguisher 1) a. Gene Ontology annotation, cellular component: cAMP-dependent protein kinase complex. NCBI's taxonomy places the organism in Eukaryota, Metazoa, Chordata, Actinopteri, Labriformes, Labridae. Gene Ontology annotation, biological process: regulation of protein phosphorylation. The record is from RefSeq and is a predicted model, not a curated record. The transcript is spliced from 11 exons. Gene Ontology annotation, molecular function: cAMP-dependent protein kinase regulator activity.
AACCGGAAGUUACCGAGUCCUGCAUUUUACUCAUCAUGGAAGCAGCUUUACUUUGAAAAGAUCCAUGCGGAAGUGGCUGACAUCUACCAGCAAGAAGAUAAACAAGCAACCCACACGUCAGUUCAAAUUUGAUUUGAAAUAUGGCAUCCAACAGUGGGAGCAACGAUGAGGAGCGAAGUCUUCGAGUGUGUGAACAAUAUGUCCAGAAACACAAUGUCCAGCAGCUGCUCAAAGACUGCAUCAUUCAACUGUGCACAGCCCAGCCAGACCGGCCCAUGGCCUUCCUCAGGGACUAUUUUGAACGGCUGGAAAAGGAGGAGGCCCAGCAGAUAUCUUCGCAGCAAAGGUCUAGGUUGCGGUCAGACUCCCGUGAGGAUGAAGUUUCUCCACCCAUAAACCCUGUGGUGAGGGGUCGGAGCCGUAGAGGAGCCAUCAGUGCUGAAGUGUACAAUGAGGAAGAUGCUGCCUCCUAUGUCCGAAAGGUCAGUCAUCCUAAAGACUACACCAGCAUGGCUGCCCUGGCCAAGCCAUGGAGAGGGAACGUGCUGUUUGCCCACUUAGAUGACAAUGAGAGGAUGUGACAUUUUGAUGCAAUGUUUUCCGUCAACUACAUUGCUGGAGAAACAGUAAUACAACAGGGGGAUGAGGGAGACAACUUCUACGUCAUUGACCUGGGAGAGAUGGAUGUUUAUGUGAACAAUGAGUGGGUGACCAACAUCGGUGAGGGAGGCAGUUUUGGGGAGCUGGCUCUGAUCUAUGGAACUCCUCGUGCGGCUUCAGUUCGGGCAAAGUCCAACGUCAAGUUGUGGGGCAUAGACAGAGACAGCUACAGGAGAAUACUGAUGGGGAGCACUUUGAGAAAACGCAAGAUGUACGAGGAGUUCCUUAGCAAAGUGUCCAUUCUGGAGUCUUUGGAGAAGUGGGAGCGUCUGACAGUGGCUGAUGCCUUGGAGACAGUGCAGUUCGCAGAUGGCCAAAAAAUUGUGGUGCAGGGAGAGCCUGGUGAUGAGUUUUUCAUCAUCUUGGAGGGAACAGCUGCUGUGCUACAGAGGCGGUCAGACAGUGAGGAGUUCGUGGAGGUCGGCAGACUGGGACCAUCCGAUUACUUUGGUGAAAUUGCCCUGCUGAUGAACCGACCCCCGUGCCGCCACGGUUGUUGCAUGUGACCCUAAAGUGUGUCAAACUGGACCGGCCGGUUCGACGAGUCCUUGGUCCUUGCUCUGACAUCCUCAAGAGAAAAUUGAGCAGUACAACAGCUUUGUGUCCCUGUCGUGUCUGAGCUUGUCAGUACGCAGACUUUCUCUUCCUAUACUGUUCCUACCAUUGCAAAUAAGCUUUAUUUUUCUACUACUAUUCUCUUUCACUUAUGUUACCACACACCCCAAAAUCACUUCAAUUUCUAUUUAUUAAAUUUUUUCAGUUUUAUGCAAAA